AUGUCUUUCGCAGCAGCAUCAGCAGCCCCAGCAGCAUCAACCCCUUCCAAUGCAGCCCCUCCUUCAGGUAACGCAGCCGCUGCCAACAUGGUCGCGGCUGCACCUCUUGUCCCCACCCUCAAGAGCGCCAUCGUCCGUUCCGUGCUGAGCGGAGACACGAUUGUGAUUCGUCCCAAGGGCGUCAACAUCCCCGGCAAGGAGGAGACCGUCCACAUUGCUGGCAUCGCUGCUCCUCGUCUCGGCUCGCGCGAGCGUGACGACGAUCCGCAGGCUUUCCCUUCCCGCGAGUACCUUCGCCUACUCACCGUAGGCCGCGAGAUUCGCUACCGCAUCGAGUACACCGUCCCUGCACCUGCAGCCGUACCCGGAAGCACCGUCGCGCAGCCCCGCCAAUUUGCUCAUGUCUUUUUGCCGCCCAAAGGCCCUGGUCUUCCGGACACCAACGUGGCCCACGAGAUCCUUGCUGCUGGCUGGGCCAAGGUCCACGACUCGGUGGCUCGGCGAAGCGAGGAAGCCGACGACGGCAGCUGGAAGCAGAAGCUGCGAAGCGUCCAGGAAGAGGCUUCCGCCUCUGGAGUCGGUCUGUGGGGGCCCGACGAUCUGCUCAAGGUUCACCACUCGAUGCCCGAAGACACGGCCGCUUUCCUCGCCGAGUGGAAGGGCAAACCCAUCGAAUCCAUCGUUGAGCAGGUCCGCGACGGCAGCAUGCUUCGUGUCCGUCUCCUCCUCUCGUCGACUCACCAGCAGAUGGUCAACCUGAGCUUGGCUGGUAUCAAGGCGCCUCGAGUUACGGGGGGCGGUGGUGCCAGCCCUACCGACGCUAGCGAGCCAUACGGCGAAGAGGCCAAGUUCUUUGUCGAGAGCCGUCUGCUUCAGCGCAACAUCAAGGUGACGCUUCUCUCGGUGCCACAACCCGUCGCAGCUCCGACCCCAUUUGCAAGCACCUCAUCGGCCCCUCCUACUCCUACUCAGCCCUCGGCGAGCGUGCUGAUCGGCCUCGCGAUCCACCCGGUCGGCGACAUUGCUCAAUUCCUGCUUGCGGCUGGCCUGGCUCGAUGCGUCGACUGGCACGCUGGCAUGCUCGCCUCGUACGGUGGCAUGGAAAAGUACCGUCAAGCCGAAAGAACCGCAAAGGAGAAACGUCUCAAUCUAUGGCAAUCGUACUCGGCACCUGCCUCAUCGUCCAGUACCUUGGCAAGCCAGCCGGUUGCAGCGCGCACCUUUGACGCCGUCGUCUCCCGCAUCAUUUCGGGCGACACGAUCCAGGUGCGCAAGACGGGCGCGGACGGCAAGCUCGGCCCCGAGAAGCGUAUUCAAUUUUCGUCGUUGCGCCAGCCACAGGUCAAGGACGCCAAGCAGGCGGGCUACGCUGCGGAGGCGCGCGAGUUCCUGCGCAAGCGCCUGGUUGGAAAAUUGGUGUCGGUGCAGAUGGACUACAUCAAGCCCAAGGAAGGCGAUUUCGACGAGCGAGAGUACGCCACGGUCAAGCAGGGCAACAAGGAUGCCGACGUUGGACUUCUGCUCAUCUCGAGGGGUCUGGCUACGGUGCAGAGGCAUCGCCGUGAUGACGAGGAUCGCUCACCCGACUUUGACCGACUCAUGGAGGCGGAAGCCAAGGCGGUCACGGAAGGCAAGGGGAUCCACUCGGGCAAAGAGUUGCCUGCGCCACGCAUGGGCGAUGCGUCCGAGACUGCGUCCAAAGCCAACACGUUCCUCCCCGGUCUCAAGCGAGCUGGACGGUUGUCGGCGAUUGUCGAUUUCGUCGCUUCUGCGUCUCGCUUCAAGCUGAUCGUUCCCCGCGAGAACGUGCGACUCACCUUCGUGCUUGCCGGCAUCCGUGCGCCAAAGACGGCGCGAAACGCGACGGAAAAGGACGAGCCGUUUGGUCGCGAGGGUCUUGAUUUUUCGACCAUGCGUGCUCUGCAGCGCGACGUCGAGAUCGAGGUGUUCAGCACGGACAAGGUUGGUGGCUUCAUCGGUGCGCUCUACCUCAACAAGACUGACAAUCUGGCCGUGUCGCUGGUCGAGGGCGGUUUGGCUACCGUGCACAGCUACAGCGCCGAGGCGACGCCAUUCUACAAGGCGUUGGCCGAAGCAGAGGAGAAGGCGAAGGCGAGCAAGCUUGGUGUGUGGCACGACUACGAUGCUACUGCAGAGGGAGGGGCUGAAUACGUUGAUGGUACUGCUGCCGCUACGAGUCGUACUGGAGCAGGUGCUGGUGCUGCACGUGCUGGAGGGGCCGCCUGGGGCGGGGCGGCUAACGGUGCCGGCGGUGCGGCUGCUGCGGCUGCUGCACCGGCGAGAACCGAGUAUGUUGACUGCAUUAUCUCGGACGUGCGAGGCUCUUCUGGUCCCGAGGAUCCGUUCGGCUUCAGUAUCCAGGUGCUCAACGACCAGAUCAACGAGCUCGAAACGCUCAUGGACGAGUUUUCGCUGCACCACAAGUCGCCCGUUGCUGCCGGUCCUGCGAGCUUUAUCCCGCGCGCUGGCGACCUGGUCUCGGCCAAGUUCAGCCAAGACGGUGCGUGGUACCGCGCCAUCAUCCGCAAAGUCUCGCCGGGGCUCAAGGAAGCUCAAGUGUCGUUCAUCGACUAUGGCAACAAGGACAGCGUCAAGUUCAAGGAUCUGCGUCCGCUUGACGCGGCGCGUUUUGGGCGCACGCGCUUGCCCGCACAGGCGCGCGAUGCACGCCUGUCGUUCGUGCGGCUCUACGACGGCAAGCAGGCAGAGUACGUCGAGGAGGCGCUGGACAGGUUUAGGGCCAUCGCCGCCGAGGGCACGAAGAUGAUCGCGAACAUCGACUUUGUCGAGCCGGGGACGGGCCUGCUUCAUGUGAGCCUGUAUGACCCCGAGAGUCCCGGGAUCGGACAGAGCCCGGAGGUGGGGUGCAUCAAUUAUGAGUUGACUAAGGAGGGGUAUGCGCUGUUGGACGACAAGGUGAGGUACUGGAAGAGUUACCCUGUGAUGACGAAGGCGUUGCAGAAGGGGUUGGACGAGGCGAGGAGCCGGCAUAGGGGAUGCUUUGAGUACGGUGACCCCACUGAGGAUUAG
Sporisorium graminicola is the source of this 3051-nucleotide messenger RNA. RefSeq lists its product as uncharacterized. Gene Ontology annotation, biological process: mRNA catabolic process; regulatory ncRNA-mediated gene silencing. The transcript has a single exon. The record is from RefSeq and is a predicted model, not a curated record. Gene Ontology annotation, molecular function: nuclease activity; RNA binding. Gene Ontology annotation, cellular component: cytosol; nucleus; RISC complex. Lineage: Eukaryota; Fungi; Basidiomycota; Ustilaginomycetes; Ustilaginales; Ustilaginaceae. Bases 1 to 3051 code for a protein of 1016 amino acids.